This is a messenger RNA of Vitis riparia (riverbank grape), 627 nucleotides long. RefSeq lists its product as uncharacterized. Bases 1 to 627 code for a protein of 208 amino acids. Lineage: Eukaryota; Viridiplantae; Streptophyta; Magnoliopsida; Vitales; Vitaceae. The record is from RefSeq and is a predicted model, not a curated record. The transcript has a single exon.
AUGGCACCUUAUGAAGCACUCUAUGGGAGACCUUGUAGAUCACCCUUGUGUUGGAUAGAGGUGGGUGAGAGAUGUUUGUUGGGACCUGAGAUUGUUCAAGAGACUACAGAAAAGAUACAACUCAUCAAGGAAAAGCUUAAGACUGCCCAAGAUAGACAGAAAAGCUAUGUAGACCAAAGGAGAAGGCCCUUAGAGCUUGAGGAAGGGGAUUGGGUGUUUGUAAAAGUGUCCCCUAGAAGAGGCAUAUUUCGAUUUGGGAAAAAUGGGAAGUUAGCCCUUAGAUUUGUGGGACCAUUUCAGAUUGAGAAGAGAGUUGGGCCAGUGGCAUGCAAGUUAAUUUUGCCUCAACAGUUGUCCCUUGUGCAUGAUGUUUUCCAUGUAUCGAUGCUAAGGAAGUGUACUCCAGAUCCAACUUGGGUAGUGGACUUGCAAGAUGUUCAAAUUAGUGAAGACACUUCUUAUGUGGAGGAACCUUUACGAAUUCUGGAGGUUGGAGAACAUAGGUUUAGAAACAAGGUGAUUCCUGCAGUCAAAGUGUGGUGGCAACACCAUGGGAUAGAAGAAGCCACUUGGGAACCUGAGAAAGAAAUGAGACGACACUAUCCGCAACUUUUCUACGAUUUUUAA